This is a messenger RNA of Schistosoma haematobium, 1561 nucleotides long. Its product is annotated as LIM domains containing 1. The transcript is spliced from 6 exons. The coding region runs from base 471 to 1526 and encodes 351 amino acids. Gene Ontology annotation, biological process: regulation of protein localization; cilium assembly. Gene Ontology annotation, cellular component: ciliary transition zone; ciliary membrane. The record is from RefSeq and is a predicted model, not a curated record. Lineage: Eukaryota; Metazoa; Platyhelminthes; Trematoda; Strigeidida; Schistosomatidae.
UUAAAAUCGGGAUGACUGAGAUUUUUCACAAUCCUGAAGUGGGGCGAAUGAAGUGACAAUUGAGUUCGAAGACCUACGGAACUAUUUAUUUCAAUGAUACAUCAACUGCGACAACUUGAAAUGUUCAUCACCAUCCAAACGUCAUAUCAUAUAUUUUUGUUUCUCAAGUUCAGUACAUGAACUAUACUUAUGAAGAUUUUAGAAAUCCACAACACUUCAGAUGCAGAUCUAAAAGAACGCUCACUUUAUCGUUCCUGUUGAAAAAUUUCUUUUGAUUGUAGUGAUAUUCGAUUACUGGUGUCACUUAAACUUCAGUGUUGGGUCUACUUAUGAAAUGUUUCAAACUUUGUGAUGUCAAUUAACUAAAUUAUGCAAAUUUUGAAAGUGCUUGCUAACGAAGUGACGUACUUUUUUUCUAAUUUGUUUUGGUCAAUAACCAAGCAGUCGCUAACCACUCGCUCAAGAGCGCGAUGACUGAAAUUUUUCACUAUCCAGAAGAAAAGGUUUUCAAGGCAUUUGUAUGGUCGAAGACAUUUGUUUUCCAUGUAAUCACCGUGGUCUUUCUCUUCCUUGCACCAAUUAUAAUCCUUUGUAACCUGAAAUAUAUUUGGAUAGAUUUCAAAUAUAUUCCUGUCAAUAUGGGUCCAUGUUUCCCUGAAAUAAGUCAGUCAUUUGUUUGGCUUUAUACUGCUGAUGAUCAAAAUCAAAUCAACUCCAAUUUCUGGUCUGGAAUGGAUGUAACUUGGAGCACUUUUGGAAAUGAAUUUAUUAGUAUUGAAGACCACUUCCUAUCUGGAUCAAUAGAGUACUUUAGCUAUGAAGAUCCUGUUCCAUGGCCAUCAAAAGAUGUCGGGAAACUAGACUAUAAGGCAACUGAGAUUUCGAUCGAUAUAUUUAAUGUUACCAGUCUCAAAAUAAUCGGGAAGCGUCUUUUUAUCCCGAUAACCUGUGGUUUACGACAAAACAAUAAUGAGUUCUCACUGAACGUGACUGGAUUAAUAUGGAGUGAAUUGAUUUCCCAAACGUCAAUGACUGAUUUGUUUAUUCAAAGUGAAUUAACUAUAAAGCAAACACAAUCGAUUAAAUUGCACGGAAUGGAUCCAAUAGAAAAGAAGUACUACAUGAGACCUGUAAUGAAUAUGAAUACUGUACGUUAUAAUUCAAUAAUUUCAAACAUAAACAAUGCAAUUUAUGAUAUGAUAGAUAGAAAUUUGACCCUUCAUCUCGGAAAAACACAAUAUUAUAUGUCAACUAGCGAAACAGACGCCCAACCAUCAGAAUCAUUUCAUAUUACAUUGGUAAUAAAUCUUCCAGAGCAAGAACUAUUGUUUGAAACACCAUUUAUUCAUAGAUUGAAAUGGGCAUAUAUCUUUUACAUUGGUAUAUGGAUUAUAUUUUAUUGGCCAAUUCAAUGGUUACAACGUUGGGUAUUUGAAAAACGUCGAUUGAUGAUCUGUGAUAAUUUAGUUGAAUUUAAACAACCGUCAGAGAAUGUUUACUUAAGUCAAUUGAAGAAUGAAUGGUGAUGAUGAAUCGACAACUUUUUAUGAUACAAGUUCCC